Messenger RNA from Vespa mandarinia (Asian giant hornet), 1126 nucleotides. It is a transcript of the gene Brms1, whose product is annotated as breast cancer metastasis-suppressor 1-like protein. NCBI's taxonomy places the organism in Eukaryota, Metazoa, Arthropoda, Insecta, Hymenoptera, Vespidae. The record is from RefSeq and is a predicted model, not a curated record.
UAUAUGUAUAUAUAUAUAUAUAUAAAAGAUUAAGGCACAUUUAUCAUCAAAUCAGUGACGAGUUUUUUUACUUUACAUUCACAAUUAUUGAUUUUUAUGAUAUACCUUAAUCCUCGGUACUCAAAAGCUGAUUAAAGCUCCGAUGCCUAGUGUCAAAGAUGAAUCAGAGCCAGAAGGAGAAGAAAUGUCUCAUGAUAGCAACGAUAGUAAUCAAAGCUCUGCGUCUUGUGAUAGUAGUGCAGAACAUAGUGAUAGCGAUGAUUCUUCAGAGAUGGAUGAAGAUGAAUGUGAAAGAAGACGAAACGAGUGUAUGGAGAAUUUAGUUGAUUUAGAAAGACAAUUUACGUUACUUAAAGAACAAUUGUAUCGCGAAAGAAUAACGCAAGUUGAUACCAAACUAGGAGAAGUAAGAGUUGGUAAAUCGGAAGAAUAUUUAAUACCUUUGGAACGUUUAAAAGAAAAUAUGAAGACCAAAACUGAAGUAGCUGGAAUAUUGAAACAAUACAGAUUACAGAAUAUACAAAAUAAAUUUUUAGCUGAAGAACAGGCAGCUUUACAAAAUUUUGAGAGUGAAAAAGAAUUGAUUUGGGACUGUAUACAUAAUGAUCUUCAAGAGAAAAUUCGUAGAUUGGAAGAGGAUAGAAAUAAUGUUGAUAUUCAUGCAGAUUUAUGGUUAAAUUCAACCGGUAGAAGACGUAGAAAUCAUACAGAGAGAAGGAGAGCAGUUUCUGUAGCAGGACCGUAUAUCGUUUAUAUGCUUAAUGAUGCUGAUAUUUUAGAAGAUUGGGCCUUGAUAAAAAAGAGUCUGAGUAGUCGAAAAACUGAAAUAAUUUAAGACACAAAGUUAACUGUGGCAACAGUCACUUCUCAUGCACUUCAUCAUUUUGAGUUUCCACAUUUAUGAUACUGUGCCUUUAAGUGCAAUGAACUAAACGAGCAUUAAGAACUCCUUUGCAUUGUGAAAAACUGUUAUGCACAAUGAGUGGUUAAGGUGUAAAUCUAAUAUAAAAAUCUUUAAACUGUAAUAAUGCUUAUGCUUUUCGAAAAGAAGCAUACGAAUUCAAAGGAUUUUACCAAUAUCGCGUCUAAAUUUUAUAUUGUAAAAUAAUAAAGACAUUUAAACUAA